AUGUCCAACAAAUACGAAAUCAGACCAUAUGCCAGCGACAGUGACGACAGCGGAGACGAGGUCACGGACAUCGAUGUGGAUAAGCUAGAACCGCUUGAAGCUGGACCGGGGGAACAUAAGCUUCAGUACACUUACUGUUUAUGGUUCGGCAAAAAGGGAUCACAUAGAGCGGCGGAGUACGACAAAUCUCUACACUUAGUCGGUCGAUGUGCUAGCGUUGAGCAAUGGUGGUCCCUGUACUGUCACCUAAUAAAACCAACCAGCUUGAAACCUUACCGAAGGUUACAUUUGUUUAAGAGUGGCAUUAAACCCAUGUGGGAAGAUCCGAGCAAUUCGAAAGGCGGCAAAUGGGUCAUUCGGCUGAAGAAGUCAAAGAUGGACCGUGCUUGGGAGAACGUGUGUAUGGCGAUGCUGGGGGAGCAGUUUCUGGUAGGGUCCGAAAUUUGUGGCGUCGUCCUGUGCACGCAGUACCCCGAGGACGUCCUGUCGGUGUGGAACCGGACCGCGACCGAUACGGUCAGCACCAAUCGUAUUCGAGAUACGCUGCGGCGCAUACUGAACCUACCUCAAUCGCAGCACAUCGAGUACAAACCGCACGGCGACAGCCUGAAGUUUGUGCCGGCCUGAAUCU
This is a messenger RNA of Anopheles marshallii, 631 nucleotides long. It is a transcript of the gene eIF4EHP, whose product is annotated as eukaryotic translation initiation factor 4E type 2. NCBI's taxonomy places the organism in Eukaryota, Metazoa, Arthropoda, Insecta, Diptera, Culicidae. The record is from RefSeq and is a predicted model, not a curated record. The transcript has 4 exons. The coding region runs from base 1 to 627 and encodes 208 amino acids. Gene Ontology annotation, cellular component: eukaryotic translation initiation factor 4F complex. Gene Ontology annotation, biological process: translational initiation. Gene Ontology annotation, molecular function: translation initiation factor activity; RNA 7-methylguanosine cap binding.